This is a messenger RNA of Melampsora larici-populina 98AG31, 222 nucleotides long. RefSeq lists its product as uncharacterized. The transcript has a single exon. Bases 1 to 222 code for a protein of 73 amino acids. Lineage: Eukaryota; Fungi; Basidiomycota; Pucciniomycetes; Pucciniales; Melampsoraceae. The record is from RefSeq and is a predicted model, not a curated record.
AUGAAACUCAGCAAUGUUGCAGCCGUGCUCUUGAUGUCUAUAACAUUCAGUCAAGCCUUUGGCGCAAUGAUUCAGGGUCUCAAGAGUGAAAAGCAAAUCAUACCAGUCGAAGUUGAUCUAGCUGACCAUACCGACAUUGCUGGAAUUGAGCCGGAUCCUGUAUGUCAUUGUCAUGGUUCUUGCACAUGUGAUGUGGCUAGGAAACUCGGAGGCUCCAGAUGA